Molecule: messenger RNA, 4571 nt
Organism: Balaenoptera acutorostrata (minke whale)
Lineage: Eukaryota; Metazoa; Chordata; Mammalia; Artiodactyla; Balaenopteridae
Gene: C1H1orf52
Product: chromosome 1 C1orf52 homolog
Exons: 3
Coding region: 28-576 (182 amino acids)
Source: RefSeq, a predicted model, not a curated record
AGCCAUCGGUAGACGCGCGCAGCCGUCAUGGCAGCGGAAGAGAAGGAUCCCUUGAGCUAUUUCGCGGCUUACGGGAGCAGCAGCUCAGGCUCCUCGGACGAGGAGGAUAACAGCGAGCCGGAGGAGACAAGUCGUAAGGCCCCGGAUCCGGAGAAGUCGGCGGGCGGCUGUGGGAACAAGGCGGAGAAGCGGCUGCCUGGACCCGACGAGCUGUUCCGGAGCGUGACUCGCCCGGCCUUUCUCUACAAUCCGCUCAACAAACAGAUAGACUGGGAGAGGCACGUCGUCAAGGCGCCAGAGGAGCCUCCGAAGGAAUUCAAAAUAUGGAAGUCAAACUAUGUACCACCUCCGGAGACCUACUCUACUGAGAAGAAACCUCCCCCUCCAGAGCUGGAUAUGGCAAUAAAAUGGUCUAACAUAUAUGAGGACAAUGGUGAUGAUGCCCCACAGAAUGCUAAGAAAGCUAGGCUUCUCCCAGAAGGGGAGGAGACGGUGGAAUCAGAUGAUGAAAAAGAAGAGCAUACUUCUAAAAAGCGCAAAAUAGAACCGGGAGAACCAACAAAGAAGAAAAAAUAGAAAACAAAUGACAAGAAUUUUUGGACUGUGAAACUUUGUUGAAAUGAUUUUUUUGGGCAGAUUAAAUUGAUACUGUAAAUUAUUAUGAAACAACAUCUCCAUGAAAGUAUAUGUCAAUUAGCUAAUGAGUAUUGGUGCAGGAACCUUCCACUGUAGAAUUCAUUUUUUAUUUAAAACUUAUAUGUAUUUAAAACUCAAAUGGUGACUUGUGAUUGUGAAAUUGACAACACUUGGAAGCAUUCUUGCUACCACAGAAUUGGUGACAUGCUUUGAGUUUCAUCCCAUGUUGACAUGCCAAUGUUCUAUGAACCUUUUAUAAAGGAGUAUAUUUUUAAAGUAAAUAUAUUGUACUGUGAACUUGUAGGGUGCUUUUCAGCAGUGUUUGUACAGUGUAAAUAGAUCAUGGAAAUAAAAUUACCAAUAUUACUAUUACUGCAUAACAUUAACAUUUGAAUAUUUGUGACAAGUACCCUCUUUGCCAUGUGACAUUCUGAUAGUGGGUAUUACCAUUUAGGGAGUGCCUCCUGUGUUCCAAGUGCUUUGUGCAUAUAUUAUCUCUGAUCCUCAGCCUAAUAAAGCAGGUAUUAAUAGCCUCAUUUUAUAAUAGAGAUUAAUUUAUCCACGGUUACACAGCUAGUGAGCAAUGAAUUUGAGAUUUAACUCAGGACACUUGAACUCCAAAAAUAUCACACUAAACCACCUAUCUGCCAAUCAGAAUUUAGUCCUCUUCGCUCAGGAGGAAACUCCUCUGCCCUCCUUAUUUCUGUAAUGAUCCAUACGUCCUGAAGACCAUUAAACAUAUUACUGAAAAAAAAAGCCAUCUUUUAGGAACUGCAGUUGCCAUCUCUUCCAGGUACUCUUCUGUGGUAAUCAGUAGAGAUCUUCUCCCCUGAUUAUAUUACUGCACUUAUCAUAUAUGCCUUAUAUUAUGAUCAUUAAUUUCCUUGUUAAAUAGUAAGCUUGCCAAAGAUAAGGAUCUUCUACAAAGAGUUGCUAGAUGUAGCAAAUGAAAUUACUGGAUAUCCAGUUAAAUUUGAAUUUUAGAUAAACAACAAAUGAUGUUUUAGUAUAUGCAAUAUUUGAGAAAUACUUAUGGUAAAAAUUUAUUUAUCUGCAAUUCAAAUUUAACUGAGCAUCUUAUAUUUUGUCUGGGUACCCUACUCCUAUGUGUUUUCUCUAUCCAGCUCCUGUUUUAAUGCUUUGCACAUAGUAAUAAAAUCAACAAGGGGUAUUUAGGAAGAUUGUAAUCUUAGAUUUGACUUCUGCAGUCCAAAAUGCAGUGAAGUUAUUUGUAACAUUUUGAAAGAUAAAAAAGAGAGGUUAUAUACUGCUCAGUCUUUCCAUGAUUCUUACAUGCCUUUAAGAGACAAGAGUUAAUUACAGGACAUUAUUCAGUUUUUAAAAAUCCCCAGUCUGAUUGUUUUCCCCAUGCUGGAAACCAACAUUUGAAAAACUAUAAAAUUUGUUGAGAACAUGGAUCAAGUAGAUUAAAGUUUGUAAAAGUCAUUAAAAGUGUGCCAGUCGUAGUGUUUUGUGGAUUGAGGAAGGGACAUGAGUAUGAUGGCUUCCACUAUAUCUUAAACUUACAAAUCCAGUUCUACAGCUGCUUAUCCUCUAGGUUUACAAGUAUCUGAAUCCCAAAGUUGAAGUAAUUGAUGAGAAACUUUUAAUUUAAGGUUGAAAUCUUUGUACAUGAAUAAUUGGGAGGACAGUGGUAUCAUGUACUAGGGAGUGGCAUCAACUGGUAAAGCAUGAGUCCAAUGUGACAAACAAAUGGAAAUAUGAGGUUGUGAUUCCCAAAUCUGGAAAAAUCUAUAGUCUGGAUGAAUGUAUUGGUGGAACAGAUAUCUCGGAAGUUACUGAAAUAUUACAAGAUUUAAAAAACUAGCAUGAAAAUGAACCUCAUACAAGAAAAAAAAAAACACCAGCAAGCCACUGUCUGAAAAUCUUUUUAACCUCUUUUUACCACUCAUUGUUUCAACUCCUAUCUUGUAUCAAUCAGUUUGUGACAGAGAACAAAAGAUCACUAGAUCAGUCUCUAGUGGUGCUUUGAGCCUCUUUUCUAGGCGGUAGCAGAACUGGGGAGGGGAGAAAGAAAAUACCACUUUUCCUUGGAGGGGGGAAAUAUUCUGGUAUUUUAAACAGGAAAGGAAGUUGCUACAGUUGUGAGAUUAAGCAACUGCUGGAAGAUGUGUACCUAUGUGAGUACAGGUGAAGCCAGUUUUAAUUUAGGAGUGGGAGAGAGAAUUUAGGAAGAAGGAGGCUAAAUAUUUUGGGGCAGUCUGACUCAGCCAUUUGUAUCUCAGGUUUCUUUUCAAAGUAUGGCCAAGUAACAGAAGGGGAAAUGAACUUGCUUAUGGAUUGCUUCACCUUCUGCAGAAAUAUCCCUGGUUGGAAAAUGGACUUUCAUGUCACUCUCUACAUCUAUCACCACAUUAGAGAAUGGAUUUUUUUCCCCCCUUCAGAGAUGUCCUGGGAACAUGUCUAAGUGUCCAUGUGGGUACUGUAGAUAAGGUGCUGUUUGGUUCAGAUAGUGAAAACCCAGUGGAGAAGGAUCUUCUAAAAAUCCAUGAAGAUUAGGAAAAUCCUCUAUCCAAGUUGCUUCCUUUUUAGAGAAUCAAGUCACUUGAUAUUUCUGAUUGUUUCCUCAUCUUUAAGAUAAGGAAGUUAGAUCGCAUCAGGCAUGAAGGACUUCUGCGCAAAGACAAAAUUUGAGAAAAGAACUAAGCAUUCGUGGGCCAUAUAUUAAAAUUCAAAGUAUAAAUAACUUUAUAGAGUUUUAUGGAAAACUGGAAUCAAAGAACGUUACUGAGAAAAUUUACCCUGCUUUGUAGCCAUUAAGAUACUAAUAUUAGUUGUACUUGCUUCUAAUCUUAACCCUUAAUGCUGUGUAGUGCUUUUGAAUUCACAGAGUUCAAUCAUAUAGUAGUAUUUUAUUUGCCAAAAACCUAAUGGGGUAGGUUUUAUCAUUUCCAAAUUAGAGAAUGGAAAAUAGGCCCAGCAAGAUGAAGCAAUACACGGAUACACCAAGAGUUAGCUUCAGAGCUCAGGCUAGAAUCUGCAUCCCGUUCCACGCAAAAUUUAUGGAGAACCUGUUGGGUGCAAGACAUUAUGAUAAGAACAAAGGACUCUUCUUCAUUUUGGCAAAAUCACAUUGGCGGCCAUGAGGAGGAUGGAUAUGUAGGUUACUAGUCGAGUCAGAAAGACUAGUUGCUGUAGUCUAAAUAGAGUGAUAAGUGUCUGAGUGAACUAAGGCAUUGGAGAAGAGACACUGAUUUGAGAAACGGAUAGUGCUUAGUUGGAUAUAAUGGCUGAGAGUGAGGUUACCUUUUAUUGCAAACUAUGUACUUUUAAUUAAAAUAUGAAUGUAGCAAUGCAGGUUUGGACAUGACCUACAUGUAAAACAUAUUGCUAUACAAUUCAGUUAGAAACAAAGCCCCACUGGGGAUAUUUGAAAAAUGUAAUUAUUUUUAUAGGUAUCUGAGUGAACCCAGCAACUUUGAUAAGUUAAAAAUGGUGACAUUUAAAUCCACACUGGGCUUUAAAACAUAUCAUUGGUGGUAUUUUGGAUUUUAGAGUUUCAUAUCCGUAGUGAACUGCUUUCACACCUCCAUUAUCACUUAGUGCAGAAGUUCAGACAUUCCAACAAAAAGGCGUUAUGCUCCCAGCAAAUGUUUUGAACUUUGCAUAAUAUUCUGAAGUUUUCUCUCUUCAUCUCCCUCCACACAGUUUUCCUAAUUUGAGGUAUCGCAUUUGCAUUUUAAUGUAAAAAGAGAGAGAGAGAGAUACCAAGAAGCGUUUGUUAUGUACAGUCCAAAGAGGAGGGAUUUUGCCUGUUUUGUUCAUUGACUAGAACAGUGCCAGCACAUAGUAGCACUCAGUAUAACUGCAAAGUGUUGAUGGUAAGGAGAAUUCCUCACCCGGGCUUAUGGGUGAUCCUCUUGAGGCUUGUAUUUUCAGUUGUAUGGGCCAAUAAAUCUUGAGAAUUUAAACCA